CGGGCCCUCAGCAGCCGUGUGGCCAUGGAGAGCAGUGCCUUUGCCCUGAUGCUCACCCUUGCCCUGGCAGCACCUGUUGCCCCUGCAGAGAGGAAGUGCCUCCUCUCCGGGUCAUGGCAGAGCGACACCGGCUGCCGGAUGGUCGUGUCCCUCGGCGAGGACGGCAGAUUCUCUGGUUCCUACCUGCCAGGAUCUGCCACUGGUGACUCUGAAAUCCUCACCUUGCCACUGGAGGGGUCCCAGCAAGAUGCGAGGCUAGUCCCACAGCCCAUCUUCUCCUUCACCGUGCACUGGCAGCUCCAAGACUCAGAGACAGCCCAGACAACCAUCUUUCUGGGCCAGUGCUACGUGGGCAGCAAUGGGGAGGAGAUCCUGCAUGCCCUGUGGCUCCAGCGAGAGGCAACCAACAGUCCUGCUGAGGACUGGAAAGCCACCUGGGUUGGCACCAGCAUUUUCACACGGAUAAAAUAACUGCAAGUGGGGAAAUCCAGGAGGCUCAGUACUGCAAGGAGUCAGUUUUUCUCACAGGCAGACUCUGCUCACACUGACGGGCUGCACUUGAGCAGCUCUCAGCCCACAGGUUCACGCUUUC
Messenger RNA from Chiroxiphia lanceolata (lance-tailed manakin), 592 nucleotides. Its product is annotated as avidin-like. Gene Ontology annotation, molecular function: biotin binding. NCBI's taxonomy places the organism in Eukaryota, Metazoa, Chordata, Aves, Passeriformes, Pipridae. The record is from RefSeq and is a predicted model, not a curated record.